AAAACUCAAACGCGUACGGGAUUAUUCACUCAUCCAAGCAGCCACAACCGAUACGUAGCCUACUUGUUCGCCAGGCGUUGUUUUUUGGUUCCGGACGGAUAGUACCCAGAGCUCUGUGUGUGACAGCCCUGGAUCAUGGAUCGGGCUGGUGGAAAACAACAACGGGCAGCGACAUGAUUUCUCUGCGCUGUCUGCGGUAUAUGCAGCGAGGUUAUAGGCUUUAACAUCGCUUGGUUAUUAUAUUCCGAUGCAACCAAAAGUUCCAAAGCGGCUGUAAUGCGUGGAUUUGAACUAUUUCGCCGUUUUGCACCUGCUUUGGCGGAUACGGCGUCGACAUAGUGCAGAUUCGUGACAAAAUAGCGUGUGGAUCCGCGCCGUCUCUCGCCUGAGUGGGAUACUUGAACAUUUGCUUAUCGUAAUGGAGAUUGGGGAUGUUUACACUCAAGGUCAUUGAGUGCUAUAAGGCUGUAAUUGCGUUGUUAAUUACACACACGCGCGCGCGCGGCGCUAUAUCUUCACGUUAUAGCGCAGCCUACAAUUGACAGUACAGUGCGUGUGUGUGUGUGUGUGUGUGUGUGUGUGUGUGUGUGUGUGUGUGUGUGUGUGUGUGUGUGUGUGUGUGACUUGUUAUUCCACGGUGCAGCGAGCGUUUAGGCGAGAUCCCCUACUGUGGAGUUCUGUUGCUUUUUUUUGACACUGCGAAGCUUUCUCUAACAACAUGGAUGGCAAACUGAAGCAGGGUCGGAGAUGCCGGUCCAAGCGGGAGAGGGUGCGGAGGUUGCGGGAGGCAGGAAGCAGAGACGCCCGCAGCCCCGAGCCCAACUCCUCCUGCUCCGACAGGGAGGGGGGACACAGUCCGGGGAUGGACGCCGCCUCCCUGCCCGGUAAAAAGGCGUCGCGCCCCGCAGCCGCCGCCAGAGCUCCGCGUCCCCCCCGGCAGAAGAGACGGGAGUCCAGCUCGCAGGAGGAGGAUAUCAUUGAUGGAUUUGCUAUCGCCAGUUUCAUCAGCCUGGACCGUCUGGAGAAGAAGACUGGAGUUGUGAAGACACAGGAGAAGAAAGAGCGGUGGAAGGACAAAAAGGUGGCGAAGCGGCAGAAGAAGGAGGACAAGGAGGUGGAGGAGGAAGAGGAGAAUGUCCAGCCGGUGGUGGAUCCCCUGGAGAAUGGCUUCCUUCAUCACGCCCAGCGGGAGCAGGACAGGAUCACUGAGAGGCUGCUGAAGAAGACUUACUCCAAGAAGAACAAAAUGAUCAAGCCUUUAGUGCUACGUCCGGUCAAACUCAGCGAGGACGAGACGGUGCAGGAGCUCAGCCGACCGCACAGGAGCAACUCCAAGGAGCAGCUCAGCGAGAGUUCCACUCACUCGCUGUCAGGCCGCGGCUACUCGGUGCAGCCAGCAGCAGUGGCCCUCCUCAAGUGUGACAGCGAGAGUGACAUUGACGACAAGGUGUCUGAUGUAGGAUCGGAGAAGCUCUUUUCCCCCACCACACCCAAAGGUGUGCCAACGAAUGAGAGUCCCGAUUCCAAGACUUGUAGCUCGGCCAAAGUAUCGGGGCUCCAGCGCAGCCAGGAGCAGAGCAUCAGUGAGGUGCCCUUCACGCCUCCCGUGCCCAGCCCCACCCCAGCCUCGGCGCCUACAGGCUCCCCUGCCCCCGCUGCAGCGGCGGCCCCCCCAGAACCCCCUAGGUUGUGCCUCCCCACCCCGCCUCCCCUCAGUGUCAAGAGGGAGCAGCAACCUCCGCCCCCUGUCCCUACCCCUCCCCUGUUGAGGGCACCACCCCACCCCCACCCCCACCCUCACCCUCACCCCCACACCCAACCCCACCCACACUUGCACCAGGAGCCCCGUAUUCUUCCGCCCCCACAGCACCACGCGCGGCCAGUAAUCAGCCACCAGGUGCAUCACCCGCUGCAGUACAGCAGCCUCCACGACAUCAGGUACAUUGUUACACGUGUGCUUACAGCCACCGCAGCAGUCCAUUGGGUCUUCCCAAACAGCACUUGCCCCCAUCCCCUCACCACCACGUCAGCGGGCUCCCAUCCUCAGCCCCCGCCUUGCCUCUGUCUAUAG
Perca flavescens (yellow perch) is the source of this 2071-nucleotide messenger RNA. Its product is annotated as fibrosin-1-like protein. The transcript is spliced from 9 exons. The coding region runs from base 719 to 2071 and encodes 450 amino acids. Lineage: Eukaryota; Metazoa; Chordata; Actinopteri; Perciformes; Percidae. The record is from RefSeq and is a predicted model, not a curated record.